AUGCUUAAGGAAGAUUAUGGUUACCCAGAUACUCUUGACUUUAGUGACAGAUAUAAAGAAGCUAUUAGAAAGUUCAAGGAAGGAAAUACUGACCCGAACCUAUUUAGCUUUAUGGUUCAGCAUCAAAUCGGAUAUAAUCUCAAACCUGGAAAAUACAAGCUCGCAAAGGGAUAUGAUUUAAUAGCAUAUCAUCCAAAUGACAUGAAUGAAUUUACUCCGAGAUAUUUGAUGUCAGAGCUAAAUGAUAAUUCAACUCUCUUCAUGAAACGCGUAAAAAAUAGAGACGGAACGAAAGAAGAAAGGUUUAUGAGUCCGGAUGACUUAGAUAGGGAACUUGUUAAAAACGGUCUCGGAAUAUAUGAAAUGCCAGCAGAUGAGGUACAAGAAACUCAACAGGAAGAAGUUCAGAUACAACCAGACAUGGAAGAAAUAGUUCAGCAACAACAGCUAGAAGAGCCUGAAGGAAACGAACAAGUCCCUCCUUUGGAAACUAACUUCACAGAACUAGAUGAAGAUUUGGAACAGCCGAAAAAUCUUGACCCUCAACAAGAGUAUGA
Messenger RNA from Trichomonas vaginalis G3, 557 nucleotides. RefSeq names its product protein of unknown function, DUF4106 family. The annotation marks the transcript as partial. Lineage: Eukaryota; Parabasalia; Trichomonadida; Trichomonadidae. The transcript has a single exon. The record is from RefSeq and is a predicted model, not a curated record.